Messenger RNA from Maniola jurtina (meadow brown), 583 nucleotides. RefSeq lists its product as uncharacterized. Bases 59 to 454 code for a protein of 131 amino acids. The transcript is spliced from 2 exons. NCBI's taxonomy places the organism in Eukaryota, Metazoa, Arthropoda, Insecta, Lepidoptera, Nymphalidae. The record is from RefSeq and is a predicted model, not a curated record.
CUAUAAUACAUCGCGAAUUCAUUUCGCAAAACCCGUACUUAUCUGUCGAUUGGUAGAAAUGCUAUCAUCCUUACAAUUCGCUACAGCUGUUUUUAUCACGUUUACAUUUGAAAUAAUGGAUUCAGAUGCAUUUCUCAACAAAAACGAAACGAUAACAGAGUAUAAAGAUGUUUUCAUUGGGAGUCUUGGAAGAAAACCUCAACUUAGUACAACAUCAGCAAGUUGCUGGGCUCGAGGGGGUAUUUGUAUGCACAUUCGGUUCUGCGUGAACCACGAGAUGGUCUUCGGUGUACCAGGAUGUUCUACUCGUUUCAAAGUGUGCUGUAAAAACUUUAAGCGACUGCCACCCACUGUCGGCAUUCAAAGAUCUCGGGACGAGUAUGCAGAGAUUGAAAAUGAAGAUGGUGAAGAUAUUAACUAUGUGCCCAGAGCAAUAGUGGCAUUUAAAAUUUAACACUAUACCUACCCCUUACUUUUUAUUUAUUUACAGCAACAACCUCCACACACAAUGUAUGACCAUAAAAUAUUCAAAUUAAUUGCAGUAAGGUUGUCAAUUACAGGCGCACUUAUUAAGAAAAGUCCA